Gambusia affinis (western mosquitofish) is the source of this 7818-nucleotide messenger RNA. It is a transcript of the gene phrf1, whose product is annotated as PHD and ring finger domains 1. Bases 588 to 5762 code for a protein of 1724 amino acids. The record is from RefSeq and is a predicted model, not a curated record. The transcript has 19 exons. Lineage: Eukaryota; Metazoa; Chordata; Actinopteri; Cyprinodontiformes; Poeciliidae.
GUAAGUACAAAAGAAUAUAUAUUUUUAUUUAUCUCUCAGUGGGAGUAUUCUUAGAUCUUUACCAGUAUAAUCAUAAAAAUAAAGCGUAACAUGUUCCGGUUUUUGGUAGAAAGAGAAAAUGAUAAAGCAUUCAAAUACAAAUUGAGCUUGCUGCAAUUUAUCAUGCGAUUAAUUAAUUUAUUGUUUAUUGUGACAGGCCUAGGUAGGGGUCGCGCCAACGAUAUGACUCAUCAAUCAUAUGAAAGAUGUAUAAAAUUGUUAUUUAAACUGCUAAAGCUCACAUUCUGUUCGAUAUCUAAAAUUUACAACAUUUAACCAGUUACAUGAAUUAAUUUAAUAACUAAAGACAACAUUUUAAUCUCAACGUCCACAUGAGCCCACUCUGAAUAUAUCAGCCACAUAGCUGAGGUGGGUGUAUGCUGCUCCCCUAUCUGAAUGUGAGCAGGUUAUCAAGUGUAUGUGCUGGUGGAUUCUCCUCUUGAAAUGGUGUAACUCCACCUACCUCACUUCAAACCACUUGAGUGUCCAAUUCCGAAGUAGCAUUGGGCAUUAGAGAAGUUUCUGUGCUGUUGUUUUGAUGGUCAGCCAUGGAUGAAGACGACAGCCAAGAUGAGCUGAUUAACCGCAGCUCAUCUCACAGCAAAGGAAAAAGAGCUGCAUUAUGGGCCAUCUCAGAUGACUCGGAUGAUCUCGACGAGGAAUCUGAAGAGGAAGACUCUGAUAGUGAUGAUGACGAAGGAGAUCAUACUGCAAAUGGAGAAGACGACGAGGAGGAAGAUAGUGAGGAAGAGGAUGAUAGUGAAGAGGAGGAAGAUGCUAAGUCAGGGAAAGGAACCUUUGGAGGAAGUUCUGCUGACUUUGCAGAGAUGAGCUCAGACGAUGACAGAGAAAAGUGUCCCAUCUGCCUGAACUCAUUCAGUAGCCAACCUGUUGCAACACCAGAGAACUGUGAGCACUACUUCUGUUUUGACUGCAUCCUAGAAUGGGCUAAGAAUGCAAACUCAUGUCCUGUGGACCGCAUUGUCUUUGACAACAUAUAUCUGAGGAAAUCUUAUGGAGGAAAAGUAAAGAAAAUUGUCACGGUUCAGAAGCCUGUGAAGGCAGGACAGGAGGAAACGGUAGACCUGGACUUGGAGCAGACCAACUGUGAGGUGUGUGGGGGCAGUGACCGCGAGGACCGACUCUUGCUCUGUGAUGGCUGUGAUGCGGGGUAUCACAUGGAGUGCCUCACGCCUCCUCUUGAUGCUGUUCCUGUUGAGGAAUGGUUUUGUCCUGAGUGUGAGGCCAACAAUCGCCAGUCAAGAGGUUCAGCUGAGGAGAUCAGUGACACAGACAGCCUGUUCUCUACUCCCCAUCCGGCCACCAGUAGGUUUCGAACUCACACCGCUGGUCCCACCAGGGCUAUCGCCCGAACGCAACAGAGCGAGAGAGUUCGAGCCAACGUCAACCGACAUCGCAUAACCCAGGCACGCACAUCGCAGUUGGCUCCAACAUAUCUGAUUCAGUCGACCUGGCUGGAUGAAACCAUUAAUGCUGUGGUUGCUGGACUCAACACCGCUGUGUAUGUACGGGACAUCACUCCUCGGGCGCCAUCGAGCCGGAGACGCAAAACUGGAAAACGUAGAAAGGUGAGACGAAAGAAGACAUCUUCUAAGGGGAAAAAUUGUCAAGCAGAAAAAACAGGAGUCAAAAGGAGAAAACGAAGGGCAAGGAAGAGCAAAUCUAGGAAAAAAGCUAUUGAAAGAAAGGUAGCCACUCCAAGAAGCCGUAUUGCCAAUAAUCUAGGAAUUGUAAAGGAUAAGAAGAGCUCCUCACUUCCAACAGUAUACCGACCGUCAGAGAACACAUUGAGUAGCAUGCGUGCCGACAUUGGAGCCGCAUCACUCUCCAUCUAUGGAGAUCCAUUUGACCUGGAUCCAUUUGUUGACCAUGAAGAGGUUGAAGAGCAAGCCCAGGUUACGUCGCUGUUGGAGGCAAAAAGGCGAGGGAUCUCUCGGUCUGCCCUUCGCUCUCAUCAGCCUGUGGCUCGUCCAGUCACUGCAGGCCUCUCCAGGAGAGGUGUGGACGUCCCUCACUCGCCGGGUGUUGUGGAGGCUGCCCCUGUCCCUGAUCUACUGGGAAGCAUCCUGUCUGGACAGAGCAUGCUCCUGAUGGACAGUUCUGAUGUCGUCAUUAGUCGAGAUGGUUCUCUUAAAGCUUCAAAGCCAAUGAUGCAACCUACACCAAUUCCAAGCAGCAGAAACACCAGCAGUUCAAGUGAUACCAGCACCCUCAACAGUCCAGGGUGUUCGUACAAUUUAGGAGACAACUCUGCAUCUCUGCACCACAAUGGGAAUCCAUCAGGAUCCUCACCUACCUCUGUGAAUGGACUGUUGACACCUCAUUUACCCUCCUUCAUGCCCUCCUCUGCCAACCACUACCAACCGAGACCACGUUCUGACUUAACCUCUGGAGUGAAUCCAAGUUUGCCUCCUCAUCCGAAUAGACCAGUAGCAGCCAAUGGCAUGAGAGCCCUAACAGAAAUGCCUUCUUCAUCUGCUCACCCCAUCCAGGUUUCCAACUUCAGGGACAAAGGAACAACUCUGUCACUGUCCCAACCUAAGAAAGCUCCUGUUAAACCCACUUGGGUAGAUGUGUCUGUGCUUCCUCGCAUACCUAAGAUAAAAAGAGAGAAUAGUAGUGUCACAAAUGACAGUACAGGUCAUGGUGGCCUUUCUGACAGUAGCAGAGGAAGUAGGAAUUCUGCUGGUGCUGGCGAUGGUUCUGGGUUGCCUAAAAGUGGCAUGAACAGCCUUUCUGGGGACAAAGGAAGGCAACAGAGUGUUGAUAAGCAGAAGGGCCACUCCGAUGGCCAUAAGAACAGGCCGGAAAGAGCCGGCUCAUCAUCAGCAUUCUCAAAUUCCUUCGCUUCCUCGUCCUCCACCCCUCCUGCAAGCCAGACUCGGCAUGCGUCAUUUUCUUCAUCUUCAGCUGUAAGUUUUCGCAUCAAUUCCAGUGGGAACUCCUGGCACGCCAGGCGGCUCAGCAUAACGUCAUCCUCUUCAGCCAGAAGCAACGUAAAAGAACAGUGGAGGGAAAAAGAAGAGGAAGCAAAAAAGAAGCAAAUGCACAAAGACAAGAAAACACUUCUGGCGUCUCGUACAGUCGCCAAGGAGCAAGACAAUAUUUACGAUCCUUUUAAUCCCACGCUAUCUGAUUCAAGUAGUUCGAGCGACGAAACUGAGCCCACAAGCAUGAACUUCAGCUCUCAAUUUGGCACUAACAGAGGGAAACGUUCUACUUUAGGUAGCAACAAGGGUUCAGUGCCACGACGUUGGGAUGCAAUUCAGGUGAAAACUGAAUCAGAGGAGACGGAGUUUUCGCAGGAAGUACCCAGGAGUUCGCAGCUUACUGUAACACCAGAAAUAAUGUUUACGGCAGAUUGUAUCAAAGUCGAAAAGAAAUCCGAUUUAGCCGAAGUUAAGCAGGAGAAGCAAAAGUUUUUCAUUGAUACUGUAAUUAAAAAAGAACCAAGUUCAGAUGAAUGUGAAAGUUCUGAUGACAGGGUUGUAAGUGAGAGUGAGAUAAAAAUCGAGAGUGCAGACAGCACAUCACUUUCUUAUCAACAUGUUAAACACAUAAAAGCGGAGGAAAAUCCUCAACAGAACAGUGGACUUUCUGCCGAAAUGUCCAGUAGAUCUCUUCUCAACUACAGGAAUAAUUCAUCACCUUCCUGCUCGGGUUCCAUCUUAAAGAAACAGAUGGAAGAGACCAAAUCAGAAGACUCACCAACCUGUUCCAGUACGCUGAUGGGAGAUUUGGGCCAUAGGAAGCAAACCUCCAAAUCGUCAAAGAAUCAACAUCCCAGUAGCUCAGAGACAGACAUAAGAGAAGACCUUCAUGCCUUGGAUAAGGAAGGCAAAAAGAAGGAAAGGGAAAAAUGUAGGGAGAAAGACAGGAGCUCAAGGCGAUCAAGGUCAAGAGAAAGGAGGAAGGCACAGUCAACCUCUGACAGCUCCCAGCCCAACUCUCCAGACAGAGUUUACAGGAAGAGGCAGCGGUCCCGAUCACAGUCCAAAGACGAGACAAAGAGGCGAUCCAGAUCAUGUUCGAGCUCUAGCAGCAGAGAGCGCUCAAGGAUAAAGAAGAAUAAAGGUAAGGACCGAAAUGAACGCACAGAGAAAAGCAGAGUGUCCAAGGACAGAAGACGUGGUCGAUCACGUUCCAAAUCAAGGUCCAAGUCACGGUCGAGAUCCAGAUCGAGGUCUAAGGAUUGUAAGCGUCACUUAUCUCGUUCAAGAUCUCGGUCUAGAUCUAGAGAAAGGAGGAAAGAUUGUGCCAGGCAACAUGCAACAGUCUCAUCCAGAGAUAAAGUGGAUUCAAGAGCUAAAGAUGGGAGACAAAGGACUAAUACCGGCUCAAAAGGGCGAAGGAAAGAGGAAGGAUCGACCAGAAGUACAGACAAAACCUCAGCUUCACACGAGACAUCCUCGAAAGGAACAAAUCUCCCACAGGAAAGAAAAAAGGAGAACGAAAUUACACAAAGAAGCUUAGAGAAGAACAAAUGUGCUGGAGUGAAAAAACAAGAGUUGCCUUCCUGUUCGUUUGUUUCUCAGGUAAAAGAUGAAGACAAAAACUUUGAAAGAAGAGAUAUUCAGGCUAAAGAAAUCCCAGUAGAAUUAAAAAAUAGAAAGGAAAUCAAAAAAGAAAAACCGCAACCUGUGGAUAUGUUUGAAGAUUGUCCCAUUGGUAAAGAAAUUAAAAGUGAAGAAAAGGAUAAACCUUCCUUGUCAGUGUCCCAGAGCGAUGAUGAGGUAAUGGAGGGUCAUGACAAGACAGAGUCGUAUGAAACAACCAUCAAAUCUGAGGCUAGCCCCACACAGGACUGCCCUUCUCCACCUGUCUCCUCACCUCCUACCCUGUCCGCUGAAGACCCCCUCCAGGAUUCAGUAUGUCAGUUUCAGCUAAGUUCAUUAGAGUCUGACCAACAACAAAACACAGCUGGAGCGGCGAACUCAUCAAAACCGGAACCUUCAGAGUCUGAUGAGGAUUUUAAUGUGGAUGUAAUGCUGGACAAUCUCGAUCACGUCAAAUCGGAGCCUGCAGAGGGUAGCGGCGCACAUGCUGAUGAGGAGAAAGAAGCUGUGGAGGAGAAGGAAGAAGCGGAGCCGACAUCAGCUGCAGCCGGAUCAAAGUCCAAGACUCAAGUGAAGCGUGUCACCUGGAACAUACAGGAGCCAGAAGGACCUCAGUCAGAGAAAUCUCCAAGCAAGUUAGCGCUGUAUAAGUUGAAGCUGAAGCAGGAAGGAUCUCGCAAACCCCCUUUGGCUGUCCAGACAUCCACUCAGAGCACUGUGUGUGACUCCUCAAAGAAAAGUGUUGCUGGUUUACUGAGUGCUAAUUCCAGCUCGGGAGGCCUCAACCCUGCGGAGUUAUCAACCACUGAGCAAAGAGAAGCAGAAGAAGGGGAUUUGUCAAGGAAAGACAAGUACCUCAAAAAGCUGCACAUGCAGGAGAGAGCUGUUGAAGAAGUGAAGUUAGCCAUCAAGCCUUUCUACCAAAGGAGAGACAUCAACAAAGACGAGUACAAAGAGAUUCUGCGUAAAGCUGUUCAAAAGGUGUGCCACAGCAAAAGUGGGGAAAUCAACCCAGUGAAAGUGGGAAAUCUGGUCAAGGCGUAUGUGGACAAAUACAAACAUGCAAGGAGGCAUAAAAAAGGAGACGAUUCAUCAAAGGUCCCUGAGGAUCAGUGUGAGCCAAUAAAACUCUCCGACAGUCCAUAAGGAACUAUAAACUCUCAUUGGCCCUCACAUCCCCUGUUUUGUGUUCUAUAUCUCAAGCAACCCCAAAAGAGAAAACUGAAAUGAAUACUCAGUUAUGGAAUAGUUUCUUAAAUGUUUGCUUAAUGUAUGUAUUACGUUCUUUAAAAGUGACUUGAAUUACCCGUUUGUGUCUUCAUCUUGGGUCGUCUCUGACUAAAAGUGAUUUGUUUUGUGUUGUCCAGUUGAGAAACAUUAAAAUGGAACCCUCAGUGUUGCCUUAAAGAGGCAAAACUUCAAGACCAUCCCAUGGAAAUAUAAAUCAGGUAGCCUUCUCCUUUAUCUGCCAUUUCACUCUGAGGAUACAGAGUUUUUUGGCUUCAUGUUGUCUAUGGGUGUUAUUGUUUUCUAUAAAGAAAAUUAGUUAUUUAUAAGUGGUAAAACUAAAUGUCUAUCCUCAAGUGGUGAAAUUAUGCAGCUAAUGCAUAUUCAUGACACAUUACGGAAAGACACUGAUAUGCAAUUUUCUAGAAAAAAAAAUAACCUGAAUCUCAUAGGAAUUUGAGAUUCAGUUGUAAAUAAUUGAGUUUUGAUAUAAAUACCCAAGGGAUUCUUUCAUCCGUUUUACAUGUUGUGAAUUUUUUCUUUUUUUUUUAAAAUAGAGAAUAUUUAAGUUUUGUAAUUGGAAGCCGGUGUUGUGUCUUCCACAUCUAACUCUACUAAAUGUAGUUGGAUGAAGGAAAAUUGUAUACGAGGUUUGUAACAUUUGUUCAUUUCUUAUUUUGGCGGGUUUGGAGGCCAUAGGGUGUAACACCAGGUCUAUGGUUUGUUUCAGUUAGUAACAGAAAUAUAGGAAAUCAGCUUUUAGAUUUUUGACAUCAAUUGAACAAUUUCUUUGAAUAAACAAUACUUAAUUUGUUUAUUUAUUUUAGUUUUUAACUAGUUGACAGCAUUUUCACAAGGCAUAAUAUGGAUGUAAUAGUUAGAACGACUAACUAUUUCAACCUUCCAUUUCUUUCUAAAUGUUUGUCCACUAUCCAAACCUACUGAUUUCAUGUCUUGUAUUUUCUUUAAUAUCUUUGUUUCAUUUGGAGCUGUUCGUGCUCUGUUCACUCGUUCACUAAUUAUUGACUAAAUUUAUUGGCAUUGAUGUAUGUGUUGGUGAAAUCAGCUUAUACACCUUCACACAUGUUGUAAAUAUUUCUCACUAGAGGUGCAACUGAAGUAAACAUGCCUUUUGCUAGCAAAAGGUUUUAACCCUUCUGCAGCAGAUAAAGGCUUACUGUAUUUGUUCUAAACUUAGUUUGUCUCAGUCUUAACUUUGAUUUAAAAUAUUCACAGCAAAACACAUUUUGAAUUGUUGGAUCUAUUGUUCAUUAGUUGCUUACUGUAAAGAUUUACUGGCUAGGUUGUUGGACUUUGGUUUUACAACCUGUGUAUAUAGGCUUCAUAAAGCCAGGGACCUGGAAUAUGGAAGAUGCUAAAAGAAAAGGUGCUCCUCCUUAUCUGAAUGUUUUUGAUUUCUGUUCAGUUAACUUGAUUGAAAAGGCUGCGUGGUUUUCAAAUGGGACACAAAUAAAACUGUGUAGUUUAAAAAAUGGCCAAUUUUUUUUUUUUGUCAUUUUAAGUUCCAGUACCUGCUCAUAGUGGAUUCCAUGUUAAUACUGCUGGUCAUAUUAUUGUGGUCUGAAGCAGUACUAUCAGAAGAGGCCAACACUUUGUCCCAUUUCAUACUUUGCUCCUCGUUCUUAGAGCGACGGGUAGAUCAUCCUAAAUGCUUCUGUGGUGCAGUGGCUUUCUACCCCUUAAGAACAUCUACAUUUGCAAAUAAAUUUCUAAAGGUUAACAUUUAUCCAGUUUGCAUAUAUUUACUGGCACAACCACCAUUGUAAAGUGUAGAUUCAACUACUGUGAUAUAUAUAUAGUUUGAUAGCUUAAAAUUCAUUUCAAACUAUGAAGGAGAAGACCAAAGGUUGCAUAUGAACCAGGGAUGCAGAGCCACCUUUGAUCUAUCAGAAUCAGUACCUGAGCUGAACCAGUACCACAACUGAACAAAAUAAAGUGACCUCACUAAGUCAGA